Hydractinia symbiolongicarpus is the source of this 2265-nucleotide messenger RNA. RefSeq names its product tripartite motif-containing protein 2-like. Bases 561 to 1886 code for a protein of 441 amino acids. Gene Ontology annotation, molecular function: protein binding. Lineage: Eukaryota; Metazoa; Cnidaria; Hydrozoa; Anthoathecata; Hydractiniidae. The transcript has 3 exons. The record is from RefSeq and is a predicted model, not a curated record.
CUACACUUCACACAAACAUUGAACACUGCAAAACUAAGAUUCGAUUUUUUUCGUCUCCUUACACGUCAAGGAACUUUGUGAAAUAGAAACCCGAUUUUUGAAUUCUGAUUUUAGGGUACAUACCACCUGCACCGUUCUUAUUUAAAACAACAAACAAGAAUUCAGAACGAGUUAAAAGCGAUUUAAAGAUAAAAUGGAAUUGUAACAAAGAACUGGGCAAUAAUAUAAAAAGAGAAAAAAGAAGCUCUGGACACGAAGUUCGUCUGAACUUACGGAGCUAUUCUACGACGGGACAAUAUGGCUCGGCCUGAAUUAACUUGAUAGAAGUAAAGACCUCGUAAAGCCAUCGUUUACUAGAAUUUAUCAUCAUUAAUAAUUAAUAUUAUUAUGUAUACAUUUUGCAUUCAAUUUUAAAUUUCAAACAAUGUUUAACUUAAAAAAUUUAUAUUUGUGGCAAUAACACUUCGCCACUCUGGUCAACGGAGGGAAACAGCAAUCAAAUACUUUUCUACAAAAGAUGUGGUGGAAAAACAAUCCAAUCGAAAACUAGUGAAAUCAUAAUGAGCCGCAGAAAUGGUAGUUAUCACAUGAACACGACACUCGAUCGAGUUGGAUUUUUAAGUGAUAUAUCAGAGGGGGAAAUGGACAGCGGUCUCGACAGUGGGGGAGAGGAAAAUUUUAAAAGCGACAGAGUAUCGGCACGCAUACCAAAGAGUUUAAUACACGACGGAAAUAUGAGAGCUUUUUGUGAACUCGACGGAAACAUCGAAACUCUGGAAGCAGAAAUAAUCAAUGGAUGCGAUCGCUUGAUGAAAGCUGUGGAACGACGUCGAGAUGCAUUACUUCGAAGUGUACAACAGAUUAGAGAAGAGAAAUUAAAAUCUCUUCAAAGAAGCGAUGAUUUAAUCUCAAGCAAAGAUAACCAUCUUCUCAACUGCAUUAAAAACGGCUCUCAUUUGGGAAGUUGUUUACGCUUUGUUACAGAUGAUUCAAUUUUUAGUUUGAUUGACGAGUAUGGAACGAUCGACGAAGGCCGUGCAUCAGCUGAAAAAUGUGAAGCUACAGGUGUUGGACUCAAAUAUGGAAUUGCAGACGAACCCACUCAAUUUGAAUUAAAAACAUUUGACAGGAGUGGAGAAUUAAGUUGGGUUGAGCAAGACAAAGUUGAUGUUUUUAUCACAAAAGAUAAUCAAGUCUUCCCCUGUGUUGUUCAAAACAAAUGCACCGGUGUUUAUGACAUACUGUACGAACUUCAACAACCCGGUAGAUAUGAAAUAAAUGUACAGGUGAAUGGCCACCACAUAAACCAAUCGCCCUACAAAUGCAAUAUUUUCGAGAAAUGCGACUUAAAGUUUUUUGACACUGAAGACAAACCAGAGUGGACAUUUCAAAGUGGAGAUAAAUCUGCACUGGUAGAAAAAACAGAAAUUCGAAGAACUUCAAAACUUUAUUCAAAUAUUACUCCACCAGCCAAAGCAUGGAAAGUGCGUGUGACCACAGCAUGUACAAAAAUUAAACUUAAGUUCGGUUACUCGAACGUGUCGACUUAUAUUCCUGACUUUUACGACGAGUACUUUUGCAAGUUCAAUCUGAGUGAGUUGAUCUCAAACGAGCAACAAACGCCGCAUCAUCACACGUACAUGUCGCAGCGUCGACACCGACACAGCAGAAACGAAAGGAAACAAUCCACUUUUCUUCGCAGUUCCCUGACCUUCCUUAUCUUUCUGGACAGCGAAUCAAAAAUUAUUCACGCCGCAGUGGAAGGGACUCAACAUGAGAAAAAAUCAAGUUUCAAAGAUGAUGGACAACCACUGGUACCAUUUAUUGGUAUCAAACACUUUUGUAAAAAUGCUUCUUGCCCAAGACCCAUGCUAGUUUUCGCUUAAAUCACUGACAGUUACUGCGCAAGUCGGUAGGAGUAAAAUAUUACUAGUAAAAGUGAAUGACAUAUAGACGUUAAAACCAAUAAUAACAGAUAAUAAUCCCGCGUACCAUCACCACUGUAAAGGGGAUGUGUGAUAAGGAACACACGAGUUGAACUUUAAACCAAGAAAUCCAGCCAAGUUUGAAUAUGGAAGAUAUAUAAAUAUAUAAAAUAACGAAUAUAUACAAAUAUAUAAAAUAUGUAUACUAGAAAUUGUAAAUGCUAAAAAAUGCAUAUGUAAAUUAAUUUUUUAAUUUAUUAAGUUUGGCUUAAGUUUUUUUUGUUGUCUUUUGUAUGUCAUAUGUAAAUACAACAUUGUGUAUAAUAAAAAUAGCAGCAAA